UCGAGGCAAUUUCAUUAUCCAGUACGUUCCAAAAAUCAGCUGUUCUGCGUCAACGCCAGUGAUAACGACAUAAACAUAAACAUGAGUGUUGUUGCAAAGCUGCUACGGUUUCUGCCUAAUUCCCAGUUUUUCAGUGAAAAUAAAUCCGUUCAAAUAAAACAACUUUAUUACGAUGUAGUGAUCAAUGUACUGAAACCAUUGCACAAUGGAUGCGCUGAUAAGAUUGACCCAAUUUGUGCCAAACAAAGUCUCGUUCGGAUUGGCGUUGUUUACGAUCUUUUGUACGCUUGUUUACAUACCGGCGAAUGGCAUGCCGUUCCCGUCGAAGAAAGGGAGGUAUUCACCAUCGUUUGCUAUCUUCGGAUAAUUUAUAUGCUCAUUUGCUCGAACGAAUCGACAGAAACAUUAGAAAACGCCAUUUAUAUAGCUGAUAUCGGUAUUAUGCUGGGACGAAACGUUAACGUAUUUGUCGAUGGAAACGAAUGCGAUUUAUUAACUAGUGUUGCAUCAGUUCUUUCAAAAUCUAAAGCAGACAAACGAAAUGACGAGCCACCCCUUAAAAAAUUGAAAAUCGAUGACAAUUGUUCUACGACAGACACUCAUGAUAUUCCAGUUAUGUUUCGUCCAUCAAUGCAGUACUUCGGCUCGGAGCACUAUGAAAAACGUGAACCCCUUCUGCUCCGGGGUAUCAUCGACGACUGGCCGGCGAUGCAAAAGUGGCACGACCCCAAUUAUCUCGUUGGGUUGGCAGGUGAACGAACUGUCCCAGUGGAGAUGGGUUCUCAAUACAGCAGCGAAGACUGGUCCCAGCGGUUGGUUAAGUUUAAAGAUUUUAUCGUUGACAAUUUGAAUAUCGAUGGCAGCGAGAAGCCCAACCAGAACCGUGCCUAUUUAGCACAGCAUGAGUUAUUUGACCAAAUUCCAGAGCUGAGGAAGGAUAUCCAUGUGCCGGAUUACAUUGGUGGAACCGAUGUAAACCCCCGGAUCAAGGCAUGGUUGGGCCCGAAGGGAACCAUCUCUCCACUGCACACCGAUCCAAGCCACAAUCUGCUGUGCCAGGUAUUCGGAAGUAAAACAAUUAUUUUGGCUUCUCCCGAGGACACCCCGAAUCUGUACCCACACGAGCAUUUCAUCCUAGCCAACACAUCCCGGGUGGACAUGAGGAACGUGGACUACGAUCAGUUUCCCCUGGUGCGAGCGGUUAGAUUGCGUCGACUGGUGCUUCGUCGCGGUGAGGUCCUGUACAUCCCUCCGGGAUGGUGGCAUUACGUGGAAUCUUUGGCGCCAAGUUUUUCCGUCAGCUUUUGGUUUGACUAGCAGUAUUGAUAAGAACAGUUGUUUUUAAAUAUUAUAUGUAUAAAUAGACCAUUAUCUCAAUCUUCGUUGGUUUGCUAUUGAA
Molecule: messenger RNA, 1399 nt
Organism: Aedes aegypti (yellow fever mosquito)
Lineage: Eukaryota; Metazoa; Arthropoda; Insecta; Diptera; Culicidae
Gene: JMJD5
Product: lysine-specific demethylase 8
Exons: 5
Coding region: 82-1317 (411 amino acids)
Cellular component (GO): nucleus
Molecular function (GO): histone H3K36 demethylase activity
Source: RefSeq, a predicted model, not a curated record